AGGGAGAAUCACGCUUAUUCCGGUCAACACGUUACUGUUAUUACAUAGACAAUGGCAAGUAACUGGUCAAUUUGUGGUAUUUGUGAUUUUCGACAUGUCACCAAACCAUCUGUGGUAUGGUGCGCAGAAUGCGAUGAAGGGCUUUGUGAUAACUGCAAAGAACACCACAGCAUUUCCAAAUCAUCACGUGAUCAUGACACCGUACCUAUCGAUGAAUACCAAAACUUACCAACAGAGGUUCUCCAAGUUGCACAGUCUUGCAGAAAACAUAACCAAAAGUACCAAAUAUUCUGUAAAAAACAUGACUGUCCAUGCUGUAAGAAAUGUGUUGUCGAGGACCACAAUGACUGUAAAGAUAUUGAUGAUAUAGACGACGCCAUAAAAAACGUGAAAUCAUCAAAUGCUUUCAAUGAAAUUGAGCUAACCCUUUCUAAAAUGGUCAAGUAUAUUGAAAGAGUAAAGAAAGAUCGUGAAGAACAUUUACUUUCCAUAAAAGAACAGAAAGAACAAAUUGAGACCAAAAUAUUACAGGCAAGGCAGGCAAUGAACAAUCAUCUUGAUUUACUUCAACAGUCGAUAACUGAUACGCUGAGUUUAACCAUUGAAAAGGAAAAUAAAAAUGUUCUUCAUUUCCUGGAAUUAAUUGAAAAAACUGAUAAAGAAAUCAAAGACUUUCAAUCCAACCAUUUGAAAAUAAAAGAACAUGCUUCUGAACUGCAGACGUUUCUUAUUUUAAAACAAAUGGAACACGACAUAGUUACAACGAAAGAAUAUUUACAAUCUAUUAACAAAAGCGGAAGUCUGAACCAUCAUCAUUUUUCUUUAAAGAUCGACACAACUUUAGAGAAAUUAAAGAUCAAUGUUAAAGUAUUUGGAAAAAUUGUUAAUGACACGAGACCAAGUGAUAUUCCCUUUGUAAGGCAUGACGAUAAACAAGCCCAGCUGAUAAUUCCUGUAACAGCCAAGUCUAUAGAUGACUUAACACUUACGUUGGUCCAGUCCAUCAAUACGUAUAGUGAAGAUGUUAGAGGUUGCACUAUGCUUCCUGAUGGUAGAAUGGUGUUUACCUGUUACAGUUACCCUGAAGGUUAUCUUACUGUAAUCAAACCUGACGGUAGGAAAGAUUUCAAAAUUAACACAGAAGCUGCUUUUGAUGUUGUAUAUCUCAAAGAGGAUAUUAUAGCUGUAACCUCUGGUAGGUUCUCAGAUAAUAUUAAAUUGAUAGAUACAAAAUUUAAGAGGGUCAAGAAAACAAUAUAUGUUGGCUCCAGUAAUGAUGGCAUGGCACUAAAAGAUAAAGAUUUGAUAUAUUGUGGAAGAGAAAAAGGGUUGAAGAAAAUCAGUUUGGAUGAUGAUUCCGUUAGUACAAUAACGAAUUCAAAACUAAGUGAAUUGUCGCACAUAGCAGCAUUCAGUGACAAUUUUAUAUAUACAGACUGUAAAAAGAACACAGUUACAUGCACUACUCAGCAAGGACAAGUAAAAUGGAUAUUUGAGAAUGAAAGUAUACUGAAGUGUCCAUUUUCUAUAUCUGUAGACAAUGAAGGUAAUGUGUAUGUUGUAGGGCGUGAUUCUUGCAAUGUGGUAGUUAUCUCCCCUGAUGGACAACGACAUAGACAAAUAUUACAUGGUUUUUCAAUUGUACAUCUCCAAAAGCCGUCUGCAUUGCAUUAUGACCUAGUAACAAACAAGUUGUUAAUAGCGAAUUCGCAAAAUAAGGCAUUCUUGUUUAAUGUGACAUCAUAAACAAAAUACAAAAUUGAGAUUUUGGAGUCCUUUUUUUUCUUUUAUUUUGAAUCAAAUUUAUGAAACCCUUUCUGGAUAUUUUAUAAUUUUUAUCAUGAUAAUCAGCUAUUAAAGACUUUCUAAAUAUAUGCUCGGAAAGAGGGGCGAAAGAUACCGGAUUGGCAGUCAAACUCAUAAAUUGAAAAUAAUCAGACAAAUUAUAGUACACAUGACACAACAUAGAACUACAUACUUAGUAACGCGAACCCCACCGAAAACUGGGGAUGAUCUCAGAUGCUCCGGUAGGAUAAGCAGAGCCGGGGAAAUUCACAAUUGAGAAGCUAAAAUCGUAGAAAAGUUUUGUUUACAACCGACCCUCAUUUUCAAUUUCUAGAGUUAAGUCAAGCUAUGAGCCGACUUAACUGUAUUUAUUGUAUCCUUCAUCUCUAGCUCAAUGGGAUAGAUGGGUUCAACAUAGUCUCCGAAUUUUGAAUUAUUUUGGGAGUGAAAAUCAUCUUUAUAGCGGAAUCUUUAUUUAGUUUCCAAUCGAAUGCCGACAGUCUGUUGAAAAGCACGCCCUUUCAAACGUAACAA
Molecule: messenger RNA, 2319 nt
Organism: Mytilus trossulus (common blue mussel)
Lineage: Eukaryota; Metazoa; Mollusca; Bivalvia; Mytilida; Mytilidae
Exons: 2
Coding region: 52-1746 (564 amino acids)
Molecular function (GO): zinc ion binding
Source: RefSeq, a predicted model, not a curated record